UCCGGCACCGGCCGCCCUUCGGGGGCUUCUCCAGCGCAGGGCGAGCCCGCCAAGCACAGGCAUGACGGAGAAGGAAGUGCCAGAGCCACCAGCUUCACCUGCUUCAGGUGGGAAACCCAAGAGCCGGCUGCAGAAGCUGAAGCAACUUUUCCAGCGAAAGCCCAAGGAGGAGCCGGCGCCGGAGCCACAGCCCAACGGGGAGCUGGUCAGCCCCUCGGGGGGACCCAUCUACUACAUCUAUGAGGAUGAGGAAGAGGAGGAAGAGGAGGAGGAGCCCGAGCCCCCUCCCGAACCCGAGAAACUUGUUAAUGACAAACCCCACAAGUUCAAAGACCAUUACUUCAAAAAGCCCAAAUUCUGUGAUGUUUGUGCCCGCAUGAUCGUCCUCAACAACAAAUUUGGCCUGAGGUGCAAGAACUGCAAAACCAACAUCCACCACCACUGCCAGUCCUACGUGGAGAUGCAGCGCUGCUUCGGCAAGAUCCCGCCCGGGUUCCGGCGGGCGUACAGCUCCCCCCUCUACAGCGACCAGCAGUACGCCGGCACCAAGGACCAGCUCGCGAACAGGAGCGACCCCGUGUUCGAGACGCUGCGGACGGGCGUCAUCAUGGCCAACAAGGAGCGCAAGAAGGGGCAGGACGACAAGAAGAACCCCUUGGCUGCGAUGAUGGACGAGGAGUCGGAGGCCACGAAGCCGGUGGGGAGCAAAGCUGAGGGUGGUGCCUCCGAAGGGGACAAGAAGGCUGAGAAGAGCCCAACGGAUGACAAGAGCAAGAAGCCACAGCCAGGGGGGUUCCUGCAGUCCCACUAUUUCGUGGCACUUUAUCGCUUCAAAGCCCUGGAGAAGGACGACCUGGACUUCCCGCCGGGGGAGAAGAUCACGGUGGUGGAUGACUCCAACGAGGAGUGGUGGCGGGGGAAGAUCGGUGAGAAAAUCGGGUAUUUCCCCCCCAACUUCAUCAUCCGGGUGCGAGCGGGCGAGCGGGUGCACAAGGUGACGCGGUCCUUCGUGGGCAACCGGGAGAUCGGGCAGAUCACGCUCAAGAAGGAUCAGAUCGUGGUGCAGAAGGGGGAGGAGGUGAACGGUUACGUCAAAGUCUUCACCGGCCGCAAAGUGGGGCUGUUCCCUGUGGACUUCCUGGAGGAGAUCUGA
This is a messenger RNA of Vidua macroura (Pin-tailed whydah), 1153 nucleotides long. RefSeq names its product SH3 and cysteine rich domain 3 (gene STAC3). Lineage: Eukaryota; Metazoa; Chordata; Aves; Passeriformes; Viduidae. Bases 62 to 1153 code for a protein of 363 amino acids. Gene Ontology annotation, cellular component: extrinsic component of cytoplasmic side of plasma membrane. Gene Ontology annotation, biological process: positive regulation of protein localization to plasma membrane; positive regulation of voltage-gated calcium channel activity; skeletal muscle contraction. The transcript has 12 exons. The record is from RefSeq and is a predicted model, not a curated record. Gene Ontology annotation, molecular function: protein binding.